Venustampulla echinocandica is the source of this 1575-nucleotide messenger RNA. RefSeq lists its product as uncharacterized. Gene Ontology annotation, molecular function: A2-type glycerophospholipase activity. Gene Ontology annotation, cellular component: mitochondrial inner membrane. Gene Ontology annotation, biological process: cardiolipin acyl-chain remodeling. NCBI's taxonomy places the organism in Eukaryota, Fungi, Ascomycota, Leotiomycetes, Helotiales, Pleuroascaceae. The record is from RefSeq and is a predicted model, not a curated record. The transcript has a single exon. Bases 1 to 1575 code for a protein of 524 amino acids.
AUGUCCGCCUCUGAACGCGCCGAAUCGCCCUCCGCUCGAGGCCAACAGCCAAUGCUUGCCUCGCAGCGAGCAAAGCAGGACGCACAAACUCCCAAGCCGAACCCAUAUUUUCCCCUAGGAUACAAGGCCGGCUUCAGCCAGUGGUGGGCCAAUGUAUCACCGGCAAUCGCGGAGCAUAAUGUUUUGUCCUACAUUCCAUACCUCCAAAAACCUCCUACGCAUACACAAACGGGGUCUGUCCCGGUAUCCGCCCGAGGAUCUACUACAGAUGUCAACAUCGACCCGUCCCGGGAAUCCUCACCAGUGAGGACCAGUUCCCUAAAGGAUCCCUACGGGCCGCGGACAUGGAGUUCGAACCUGGUGCCGUUGAGUGGCAAGAACCGAGCGCUGAAUGAGUUCUCGGUGGAGCGAGUGGGAGAAAAUGUGGAGGAAAAUCUCGUCAUGCUGCAUGGGUACGGAGCUGGGUUGGGGUUCUUCUACAAGAAUUUUGAGGGACUGAGCCGCGUCAGGGGCUGGAAGUUAUAUGCUCUGGAUAUGAUGGGAAUGGGGAGAAGCAGUAGACCACCAUUCAAGGUACAUGCCAAGGACCAACAGGGCAAGAUUACAGAAGCGGAGAAUUGGUUUAUCGAUGCCCUAGAAGAGUGGCGGAUACUGAGAAAAAUCGACAAAUUCACAUUGAUGGGACAUAGUAUGGGUGGCUACAUGGCUGUGGCAUACGCGCUGAAAUACCCUGGCCGUCUAAACAAGCUUAUUCUAGCAUCACCUGUUGGGAUUCCAGAGGAUCCCUACGCGAUGCAGGCCGAUAUGCCAGAACCACAAGAGUCGACGAUGAACAACGAGUUCUCGCAAGACCAAGAAAAAGAUAUCGUCAAUCCAAACGGCAAACUCAAGACCAAUGGCGACAACAACAAUUUUCUCAAUGCUCGCUCAAAAGCGGAAGCCAACAAUACGACAUCCAGCACACCUCCACGCCGACCGAUAGCCAAGUGGAUCACAUAUCUAUGGGAUGCCAACAUCUCGCCCUUUAGUUUCGUCCGCUGGUCUGGACCGCUGGGUCCACGGCUGGUAUCGGGAUGGACAUCAAGGCGUUUCUCCCACCUACCUCAAACCGAAUCAGAUGCCCUACAUGAUUAUGCCUAUUCCCUAUUCAAACAACGAGGUAGUGGCGAAUACGCUCUAGCAUAUAUUCUAGCUCCUGGGGCAUUCGCGCGCAGUCCACUCAUCAGACGAAUCCACGGCGUCGGUCGCCAACCAUUACCUCCGCAGCAAUUCACCUCCCCUUCCUUGACAAAAGAGACUGGCAUCCCCGUGAUAAUGAUGUAUGGCGAACACGACUGGAUGGACGUUGCAGGCGGCUUCGCCUCAGAGCAGAGACUUAAAGAAGAGAAAGAAAAGGCUCUCAUGGCUGCGAGUGCAGAGGAGAAGAAGAUGGAAAACGGACAGACAAAGGUGGUGAUUAUCAAGAAGGCGGGACAUCAUGUGUAUCUCGAUGGAUGGGAGGAGUUUAAUCAGGUGAUGAGGGAGGAGAUGGAGGAGACUUCGAAACGGACGAAGAGCCUAGAAGCUGCUAGUUGA